Molecule: messenger RNA, 1023 nt
Organism: Guillardia theta CCMP2712
Lineage: Eukaryota; Cryptophyceae; Pyrenomonadales; Geminigeraceae
Exons: 1
Coding region: 1-1023 (340 amino acids)
Source: RefSeq, a predicted model, not a curated record
AUGCUGAGAUGGUCGGAGCUCAAUGCCGCCGUCGAGAAGGCAAUGGACCCAAACGGCGAGGGUGGGGAGAUUCCGGAGGGCAUGAAUAUCAGCGACAUGAUGCAAGAAUGGCUGACGCAGACGGAUCCAAAAGAGAAGGCGACGAGCGAGGCGGUCUUGAACCGCAUGCAUGCGCAGGGAAGCGUACUGGCGCGCAUGGCGUACCUGGCCUUGGAGGUCGAUGCAAGGAAGGUGCAGGAUGUAGUCCCGGGAUGCAAGGAGCUGGAGCUCUCGGAGGAGCCGGUGGAUGCGAUGGGAUGGAAGGAGUUGAGCCAGGCCAUGGACAACGUGCAGAUAAACUGGGGAAAAGUCUCCUCCCUGCCUGGGGUGAAGGAUCUGUGCUGGAAGCUGUUCGCUCGCUUCGGAUACUUCGCGGGGUACGCCUUUGGCGACGGGGAGGAUGGCAUCGACAUCGUACACGACCGCGAGCCCUGCGCGGAUGGUCAUAGACUCUCUGACCUGGCAAAGCAGCAGGCGCUCGACGCCUUCUUCUGCAUGUUCCGCUACCUGUGGCUCGUGGCAAGGCAGCAGCCCGUGCAGGAGCAAGGCCCGGAGUUGGACCUCAGGACGUUCCACUUCGAGGCGGCGACCGACACUUACCAUGAGACGACCAUGCACGACGAUGUUCACAUAGGCGCGCUUUUGCAAUACAUGCACCGUUUCUCAGGGCUCUUCCACUCCGUCAGCCAGGCCGUUUACUACCAUCACCCAACUUACUCCCGAAGGCGCGCCCCGAUGUCGAUGGGUGCGCUCUCCGAGGAGGGGAGGUCCGCGGCCGACUGGAUCCCCGUCCUGCGGCAGCUCUACCCGCAGUUGCAACUCUUCUACGAGUCAUGCGACCUGCGGACUUUGCCCCCGGACGGAUGGUGCUGGCUGCACGCCCCGGGCAGGGUGUGGCUCGUCGGGCCCCAUACGGCGGUUCACUGGGACCCUUCCCCCGUCAAGCUACUCGGGGUGUACCUCCGCGCCAACCCUGGAACGUAA